This is a messenger RNA of Pelobates cultripes (western spadefoot toad), 30797 nucleotides long. NCBI's taxonomy places the organism in Eukaryota, Metazoa, Chordata, Amphibia, Anura, Pelobatidae. The record is from the annotation of a GenBank genome assembly.
GCUGUGGGCGCGGUUGGAUGUAUUUUGACCCGGGCGAGCAGCCGUAGUUAGUGAACUGCAGAGCCAACAUGGCGGAGAGCAUGGGCCAGCUGCGGUGUACCCGGGAGGGCCAUGGGCAGGAGCUGCUGCAGGAUGACUCGGUGCCCACUGAGACCUCCAUAGAGCAGGUACAGGGGCUGUGUGUCCAGCAUGGCGGGGGGUGCCAACACUCUCUGUGUGCCAGCUCAUUGAGACCCACUCACCCUCACACUCAGUGCUUUCUGUGCCAGUGUGGGCAUCUGAUUUAACCUGUCAGUGUCAGCUCAUUGAGACACACUCACACCCAGUUCUUUCUGUGCCCGUCUGGGCACCUGAUUUAACCUGUCAGUGUCAGCUCAUUUAGACCCACUCAGUGCUUUCUGUGCCAGUCUGGGCAACUGAUUUAACCUGUCAGUGUCAGCUCACACUCAGUGCUUUCUGUGCCAGUGUGGGCACAUGAUUUAACCUGUCAUUGUCAGCUCAUUCAGACACGCUCACACUCAGUGCUUUCUGUGCCAGUGUGGGCACCCGAUUUAACUGGUCAUUCAGCUCAUUGAGAGACACUCACACUCAGUGCUUUCUGUGCCAGUCUGAGCACCUGAUUUAACCUGUCAGUGUCAGCUCAUUGAGACCCACUCACACUCAGUGCUUUCUGUGCCAGUCUGGGCAUCUGAUUUAACUGUCAGUGUCCGCUCAUUGAGACCCACUCACACUCAGUGCUUUCUGUGCCAGUGUGGGCACCUGAUUUAACCUGUCAGUGUCAGCUCAUUGAGACCCACUCACACUCAGUGCUUUCUGUGCCAGUCUGGGCAUCUGAUUUAACUGUCAGUGUCCGCUCAUUGAGACCCACUCACACUCAGUGCUUUCUGUGCCAGGGUGGGCACCUGAUUUAACCUGUCAGUGUCAGCUCAUUGAGAGACACUCACACUCAGUGCUUUCUGUGCCAGUGUGGGCACCUGAUUUAACCUGUCACUGUCAGCUCAUUGAGACCCACUCACACUCAGUGCUUUCUGUGCCAGUCUGGGCAUCUGAUUUAACCUGCCAGUGUCAGCUCAUUGAGACCCACUCACACUCAGUGCUUUCUGUGCCAGUGUGGGCACCUGAUUUAACCUGUCAGUGUCAGCUCAUUCAGACCCACUCACACUCAGUGCUUUCUGUGGCAGUCUGGGCAUUUGAUUUAACCUGUCAGUGUCAGCUCAUUGAGACCCACUCACCCUCACACUCAGUGCUUUCUGUGGCAGUCUGGGCAUCUGAUUUAACCUGUCAGUGUCAGCUCAUUGAGACACACUCACACUCAGUGCUUUCUGUGGCAGUCUGGGCAUCUGAUUUAACCUGUCAGUGUCAGCUCACACUCAGUGCUUUCUGUGCCAGUGUGGGCACCCGAUUUAACUGGUCAUUCAGCUCAUUGAGAGACACUCACACUCAGUGCUUUCUGUGCCAGUCUGAGCACCUGAUUUAACCUGUCAGUGUCAGCUCAUUGAGACCCGCUCACACUCAGUGCUUUCUGUGCCAGUCUGGGCAACUGAUUUAACCUGUCAGUGUCAGCUCAUUGAGACACACUCACACUCAGUGCUUUCUGUGGCAGUCUGGGCAUCUGAUUUAACCUGUCAGUGUCAGCUCACACUCAGUGCUUUCUGUGCCAGUGUGGGCAUCUGAUUUAACCUGUCAGUGUCAGCUCACACUCAGUGCUUUCUGUGCCAGUGUGGGCACCUGAUUUAACCUGUCAUUGUCAGCUCAUUCAGACACGCUCACACUCAGUGCUUUCUGUGCCAGUGUGGGCACCCGAUUUAACUGGUCAUUCAGCUCAUUGAGAGACACUCACACUCAGUGCUUUCUGUGCCAGUCUGAGCACCUGAUUUAACCUGUCAGUGUCAGCUCCUCAGUGCUUUCUGUGCCAGUGGCGGGCACCCGAUUUAACUGGUCAUUCAGCUCAUUGAGAGACACUCACACUCAGUGCUUUCUGUGCCAGUCUGAGCACCUGAUUUAACCUGUCAGUGUCAGCUCAUUGAGACCCACUCACACUCAGUGCUUUCUGUGCCAGUCUGGGCAACUGAUUUAACCUGUCAGUGUCCGCUCAUUGAGACCCACUCACACUCAGUGCUUUCUGUGCCAGUCUGGGCAUCUGAUUUAACCUGUCAGUGUCAGCUCAUUGAGACCCACUCACACUCAGUGCUUUCUGUGCCAGUGUGGGCACCUGAUUUAACCUGUCAGUGUCAGCUCAUUGAGACCCACUCACCCUCACACUCAGUGCUUUCGGUGCCAGUCUGGGCAUUUGAUUUAACCUGUCAGUGUCAGCUCAUUGAGAGACACUCACACUCAGUGCUUUCUGUGCCAGUGUGGGCACCUGAUUUAACCUGUCAGUGUCAGCUCAUUGAGACCCACUCACACUCAGUGCUUUCUGUGCCAGUGUGGGCACCUGAUUUAACCUGUCAGUGUCAGCUCAUUGAUACCCACUCACACUCAGUGCUUUCUGUGCCAGUGUGGGCACCUGAUUUAACCUGUCAGUGUCAGCUCAUUCAGACCCACUCACUCAGUGCUUUCUGUGCCAGUGUGGGCACCUGAUUUAACCUGUCAGUGUCAGCUCAUUCAGACCCACUCACCCUCACACUCAGUGCUUUCUGUGGCAGUCUGGGCAUUUGAUUUAACCUGUCAGUGUCAGCUCAUUGAGACCCACUCACACUCAGUGCUUUCUGUGCCAGGGUGGGCACCUGAUUUAACCUGUCAGUGUCAGCUCAUUGAGACCCACUCACACUCAGUGCUUUCUGUGCCAGUCUGGGCAACUGAUUUAACCUGUCAGUGUCAGCUCAUUGAGACCCACUCACACACUCAGUGCUUUCUGUGCCAGUGUGGGCAUCUGAUUUAACCUGUCAGUGUCAGCUCAUUGAGACACACUCACACCCAGUUCUUUCUGUGCCCAUCUGGGCACCUGAUUUAACCUGUCAGUGUCAGCUCAUUUAGACCCACUCAGUGCUUUCUGUGCCAGUCUGGGCAACUGAUUUAACCUGUCAGUGUCAGCUCACACUCAGUGCUUUCUGUGCCAGUGUGGGCACAUGAUUUAACCUGUCAUUGUCAGCUCAUUCAGACACGCUCACACUCAGUGCUUUCUGUGCCAGUGUGGGCACCCGAUUUAACUGGUCAUUCAGCUCAUUGAGAGACACUCACACUCAGUGCUUUCUGUGCCAGUCUGAGCACCUGAUUUAACCUGUCAGUGUCAGCUCAUUGAGACCCACUCACACUCAGUGCUUUCUGUGCCAGUCUGGGCAACUGAUUUAACCUGUCAGUGUCCGCUCAUUGAGACCCACUCACACUCAGUGCUUUCUGUGCCAGUCUGGGCAUCUGAUUUAACCUGUCAGUGUCAGCUCAUUGAGACCCACUCACACUCAGUGCUUUCUGUGCCAGUGUGGGCACCUGAUUUAACCUGUCAGUGUCAGCUCAUUGAGACCCACUCACCCUCACACUCAGUGCUUUCUGUGCCAGUCUGGGCAUUUGAUUUAACCUGUCAGUGUCAGCUCAUUGAGAGACACUCACACUCAGUGCUUUCUGUGCCAGUGUGGGCACCUGAUUUAACCUGUCAGUGUCAGCUCAUUGAGACCCACUCACACUCAGUGCUUUCUGUGCCAGUGUGGGCACCUGAUUUAACCUGUCAGUGUCAGCUCAUUCAGACCCACUCACACUCAGUGCUUUCUGUGGCAGUCUGGGCAUUUGAUUUAACCUGUCAGUGUCAGCUCAUUGAGACCCACUCACCCUCACACUCAGUGCUUUCUGUGGCAGUCUGGGCAUCUGAUUUAACCUGUCAGUGUCAGCUCAUUGAGACACACUCACACUCAGUGCUUUCUGUGGCAGUCUGGGCAUCUGAUUUAACCUGUCAGUGUCAGCUCACACUCAGUGCUUUCUGUGCCAGUGUGGGCACCCGAUUUAACUGGUCAUUCAGCUCAUUGAGAGACACUCACACUCAGUGCUUUCUGUGCCAGUCUGAGCACCUGAUUUAACCUGUCAGUGUCAGCUCAUUGAGACCCGCUCACACUCAGUGCUUUCUGUGCCAGUCUGGGCAACUGAUUUAACCUGUCAGUGUCAGCUCAUUGAGACCCACUCACACUCUGUGCUUUCUGUGCCAGUGUGGGCACCUGAUUUAACCUGUCAGUGUCAGCUCAUUCAGACCCACUCACUCAGUGCUUUCUGUGCCAGUGUGGGCACCUGAUUUAACCUGUCAGUGUCAGCUCAUUCAGACCCACUCCCACUCACACUCAGUGCUUUCUGUGCCAGUCUGGGCAACUGAUUUAACCUGUCAGUGUCAGCUCAUUGAGACCCACUCACACUCUGUGCUUUCUGUGCCAGUGUGGGCACCUGAUUUAACCUGUCAGUGUCAGCUCAUUCAGACCCACUCACUCAGUGCUUUCUGUGCCAGUGUGGGCACCUGAUUUAACCUGUCAGUGUCAGCUCAUUCAGACCCACUCCCACUCACACUCAGUGCUUUCUGUGCCAGUCUGGGCAACUGAUUUAACCUGUCAGUGUCAGCUCAUUGAGACCCACUCACACUCUGUGCUUUCUGUGCCAGUGUGGGCACCUGAUUUAACCUGUCAGUGUCAGCUCAUUCAGACCCACUCACUCAGUGCUUUCUGUGCCAGUGUGGGCACCUGAUUUAACCUCUCAGUGUCAGCUCAUUCAGACCCACUCCCACUCACACUCAGUGCUUUCUGUGGCAGUCUGGGCAUUUGAUUUAACCUGUCAGUGUCAGCUCAUUGAGACCCACUCACCCUCACACUCAGUUCUCUCUGUGCCAGUCUGGGCAUCUGAUUUAACCUGUCAGUGUCAGCUCAUUGAGACACACUCAGUGCUUUCUGUGUCAGUGUGGGCACCUGAUUUAACCUGUCUGUGUCAGCUCAUUGAGACCCACUCACACUCAGCUGCCAUGCGAGGACAGUCUGAGCGAAGGAGAAUGUGAUGUGCUGACAACAGAUGCCAAAUUUGCACAGAAUUCACGUCAGCCAGCAUGGAAUUCUUGUUUUCUGACAAGCUCAUGUUAUCCCAGUGACACUGUCGGUAUUAGUGUUCAUUGUGAAACAUUGCAUGCAUAUUUCGGGCACCAUGACUACUUAAAAUCAGUAAAGUGGUAAUGGUGCGUAGAGUAACCCAUUAAGGUUGUUGCAAUUCUGGCCUGUGGUCACCGCAUUUAUUGUAUGUAAAACAGUGCUUAUGAAGGUGUAGCAGAAUAUAAACCAAAGUGUUAAAAGCCAGCUAUCAUUUUUACAAUGUAUCUUUCUUGAAACUUGUUUAUUUUAGAAUUGCAUACAAAUAUUUAUAUAUUAUAUUUGUUACUUGUCAGUUAAUUCUUGGCAUACAUGGCCAUGUGACUAAAGGGACACACCAAUCACCAUAACCACUGCAGCCUUGGUCCCUUCCAAGCAUAAUCUAUCAAACUUUUUAUUGCAGUUUCACACUUUCCUGGGUUCUGGCCUAUUUGAGCUGGAUAAGCCAGAGGCUGAUGUACAUGUUGAUUUAUCGAGUUUCAGCUGAGUGCUUUCCUCCAGUGAGUGAGCUAAAUGAGCAGAUGCAUGGCAGGACCUUGUCAAGUGACAAACUGCUAAAAUGGCUUCACAAAUUGUGAUGGGAUGAAACUUGGUCACUCCUAGAACCAUAAACACUACAAUGACCUGUAGUGGAUAUGGUGCUGUGAGUUUGCCUUUAAUUGAGUUAUAGGGGAGAGCGAAGAACUCUGCAAGGAUUUGAGUAUCCUGCUCUGUCACAACAACUACAGCACAUACGUUUGAGUGUCUUGCUUGAAGUAGAAAGACAGAUGUCACUCUGUUCAAAUGUAGAAUGACUGACAGUUAAAGCAGGAUCUUGGGAGGUUUCCGGCAUAAUACGUGUGCAGCUCCUGAAUUUUGUUCAGUUAAAGCGAUUUUUGUCACUUCUCUGCAUUUUAUAAAGAUAAAAUAUUUAUGAAACACUGAUCCUUAAUGCAAUGGAAUUUUACUGAAAUUCCAAUGCAAUCCAGAGAUAUUACUUUGUCUUAUGGCAAAUCUGAGGUUGACAAAAUGCAGGUCUCCGCUGUCAACUUUUGUCCAAUCCCAACAACCAUCACGACUGACGACUGUGGGAUAGAGCUAUCGCUCUAUGGAGGUUCCAGCGGUGUCUCAAGAUCCUCCAUAGACCUCAUUGACAUACUCUCGCAGAAGAAGCUUAGCACUGAACAGGAUACGCAGAGAGAAGAUGGCAGCGGCCGCAAGGGACAGCUUCAGGUAAGUACAACUACCUUCCCCUGCACCCUACGACUACUAGACCAUCAACGUUGCAUAAAUAUGCAAAGACCCCCGAAAGUGACAAAUCUGCUUUAAGAUGUAUUGACAUCUUGGGGAAGUGAGCUCUUCGUUUGCUAGCGCUGGAGGGCAUGUAUGUGGUGUAUUAACACAGAAAGGUAUUAAAUAUAUAUUUUAUUACUGUGAUGUAUUUUCAAUUUACCACGGUUCACUUCAAAUGGACAGUUUAAAGGUACUCUCCCGUGCCAGGAAAACAUAUCCGUUUUCCUGGAACUGCAGGACCCUUCCUCCCCCCAUCCCAUGUUGCUGAAGGGGUUAAACCCCUUCAGUGACUUGCCUGAAUCCAGCGCUGAUGUCCCUUGGUGCUGGGUCAGGCUCCGCCCACUCUCCUCCCCCGCUGACAUCCGCCAGCGGGGGAGACCUAAUGUGCAUGCUCGGCUGUGGCCGCGCACGCGCAUUUGACCUCCUAAUAGGACAGCAUUAUUCAAUGCUUUCCUAUGGGGAUUCCGGCAACGCUGGAGGUCCUCAUGCAUAGCGUGAGGACGUCCAGCGUCGUUUAAAACACUUACUGUGUUCUAAGAACACAGAAGUCUGGUAGACAGCCACGAGAAGAGGACUUAACCAUGCAAGGUAAUUAUUGCAGUUUAUAAAAACUGCAAUAAUUACACUUCCAGGGUUAAGAGUAGUGGGAGUUGGCAUCCAGACCACUCCAAUGGGCAGAAGUGGUCUGGGUGCCUGGAGUGUCCAUUUAACAUUUUGCUAUUUCCAUACCUACAAGUGGCUGUCAGUUGUGCGUCCAAUGCUUAGAUUCUGUGCUUCUCAGAGAGGUGCUAGAUGCUUCUCAUUAGAAACGUUAAAAUUGCAUAUCACACCAAUGGCUGCGAACGCACCUUGUGUUCUCAAUGCCAUGAGAAGCAUCUGAUUGGACACAAAUCAUAGAGCUUGAGUGUCACCUGAGGAGGAUUAGGCUUCAGUCCUGGCAAUAAAAUAAAGGCAAGUUUAAGGACUCUUUUUUAAAGUUAUACUUGAAGUAUCAACAGUUUCAUCAGUGCCGGCUUCCCAAUUACUUCCUUCUGAAUAGGUGUAAUUUAAAAAACUGUUGCUGAAGAGGUUACAUCACCUUGGGUGACACGAUCUGUCUUUACUUCCUAGAGGCUGGAAUACAAGGAUUUGGUUGUCUGUUGUCCAACUUGUGUUUCAAAAAAUGUUUUGUUAGUAAAAGUGAAACUGAUCAGGUGACAUGAAGUUUGCAUGUUUUGUACAUGCUGUUGCCUUACUACUGGAUAAAAACUUGUUUUGAGACUCGUAGCUGUUUUUAGAGCAACAUUUUACAAGUGGAGCAAUCACCAAAGUAACUAAUCUAUUCUUCUGAUUGCUUCACUUUUAGGAUUUGAUGCUAAAAAUGCCUCUUCUCCAACAUUGCGGGGCCAGAAGCACAUUAUAUGAGCAGGCAUGCACACUUCUUUUGUGUUAUUGGUAACUUAUGUUAACUUUUUAUUUUAUUUUAUUUUUUCUCCUCUCAUUUCAUGAUCCAGUUCAGACCAGGCACCGCCAGAGCACAAAUUGUAAAUGAAUAGAAUAAAUACGGACAUUAUUUGUCUUGUCUCUAUGCUGACAUUGGUGAAUAAUACAUAUUAUUAAAUAUGUAUUCUAAAUAGUUGCAGUAAUUCUGAGGUUUUUAUGUCAUAACCAUUUAAAGAACCCCUUUAAAAGAAAAAGGAGAGGGGAAGGUGUAGGUAGAGAGAAUACCUGUAUGUGUUAAUAUCUAAUGUUGUCACUGAGCCGGAAGUUGCAGAGUUCUAAAAUGCAGCUCCUAUUGUAUGGAUGUUCCUGGCACUAUCUACCAGACAUUACUGCGGAAGCUAUAGCUGUAAUAUCAACGCUAGAAACUGUAUGGGCUGAGUUUAACUUAUGAAGCUAAAACGCGUGCAAGAAUGUCCUUCUGACCCCAAUUAUAAUAUUGCAUUAAUAAAAUACAGUCUGUUUCUUUUUUUAACAGAAAAGAGUUGAGCAGUGUGUGGGCACAAUAUUCAAUAUGUACAAGACUCAUAUAAAAGAACCGUAAGUACUUUUUUUAUCUUGUGUGAAUUAUCAAUGUUUUUUUGUUACUAGUGAAUAAUGAUAAUUUUGUUUGUACUGUUAAAGGGACACUGUAGUCACUAGAACAACUACAGCUUAUCGUAUUUGUGCAUGUGAGCAUAAUCAUUCCCUUCUGGCUUUUUGCAGUGUUUACAUUACAAAAAAGAAAAGGCAGUGUUUACAUUACAGCCUAGUGACACCUCAACUGGCCACUCCUAAAAUGGAUGCUAGAGGUGCUUACUGGGGUAGUGCUGCACAGUCUGACUGACAUUCAGUGUUUCCACCCUCUGCCUGCAGAUUACUGAACUUUCCUCAUAAAGAUGCAUUGAUUCAGUGCAUCCCUAUGACGAGAUGCUGAUUGGCCAGGGUUGUGUUUUUCCUAUGGGAAAGCAUUGUGAUUGGCUCAGUACACCACUUCUGAUGAUAUCAGACAAGCAGGCAAAUCAGGGGCAGAGCCAGCAGCAGCAGACUGGAAUAAAAAAAAAAAAAGAUUUUGCUAUAUUUAGGUGGGCCCGGGGGGGCUAGAUGGUGGUUUUAACACUAUAGGGAAUACAUGUUGGUGUUCCUUUUAAGGGUUAUUCCAACCAAUAUCUGGUGUUUUCAGAAAACAUUGGCCUUUGUUAGAGUAACCCUUCCUGUGCUGGUCCCUCUUAGUCAAAGUUUAAAACAAAAAUGUGUAAUAUGCACUGAAGUGCAAAGUUCCGGGCUGCCUAAUGAUGCCCCAAUGAUGAUGCUGUAGGUGUAGUUACAUCUCUGGUAGCAAAGGGUUUAAACUAUUUAUGUGCAAUGUUUAAUAGUGAAACGCUGCAUAUACAUGCACCAUAACCACUUCAAAUCACUGAAGGGGUCCAUGGUGUUUGAAAUUAGCCAUUUGAAUGAUUGGUCACUGUAUUAAAAAAUUUUUUUAUUAUUUAUUUAUUUAUUUAUUUAUCUUUUCUGCUAUAAAGUCACUCAAAAUGUAGGGCUUUGUUUCACCUCAACCAUUAUCACUAUGACAACUCACUUUUCAGGUCCUCCUUCAAACACUAGGUUUUCUUGAUUAGUCCCUUCCUAUUGCAAAUAUAUUUAACUCAUCCUGCUUUAUUCAUUGUUGAAUUGUAUUAAUCUAUCUACCUUUUGAAUAAAUAUGUAAACACAUGCAUGGAAAAUUCCUCUUAGAUUUAUUAGCCAAGGAGUUACUAGUUUACUUCAUGUUAUAUGCAUGCGUUCCCAUUUCAGAAAUGGAAAAAUACACUCAAAAAAACAUAACCACUACAGCUUGCUGUAGUAGUUAUAUUGCCAGAUGUCCACAAAUGCUCAGCAUUGCCUCUAGCAUUGAGUUAAUGGGGUUUUAGCUGACGCUGGAUGUUCUCCGCGCAUUUAGUGGCUGUCUGUCUAGUAGACAGCUAAAGGUGGGGUUAACCCUGCAAGGUAAUUAUUGCAGUUUAUCAAUAACCGCAGUAAUUACAAUUGCAGGGUUAAACUGACAGGGACAUUGCACCUAGACCACUUUAAUAAGCUGAGCCUAUAGUGUACCAUUUUAAUGAUUGUGUAAAGUAACAGAACUUUAUUCAACAACAAUAGGUGUUUGGUGGAUCUACUGAGUUUCACAUUAUACACUGCAUAGUGCUCACACACUUGACUGAAGACACUCAGAAAAACAAAAAACGUAAAAUAGGAUUUUCUUUUUCCUAACUGUUAACUAAAAACUCUUAACUAUAUAUUGGUAACAUAGUAUAACAUUAGGAACAAUGACACACAUUUUACACUUUACAUAUACAUUUGCUGGCGAAAUGCAUACUUACAAGUAUUGUUUUAGCUUGUACCUCCAUGCCAUUUAGGUAUGGAUACUGCUUCGAUGGCUAUUAAUGCACCAGGGGGCUCUCUUAAUGCCUGGUAUGACAUCCUACGGUAUGCACUAGGCACUGUGCCAGUACUACAAUGUAUGUGCCACUCACAGCAACGACCUGCAACCAAAACUCAAGUAUACGGCUGAUGCAAAUUUGCUAGCACAAUAUGUAGAUGAUUUUAGAAUUGAACUUUAGUGGAUGUUAAUAAGUGGAUGUUCUCUGCAGACUUGUAGGGUCAGAGUGACAGGUUAACUCUGUUAUGAGAAAACAUGCGGUGCAGAGAGUCCCCUGCACAGAGUGGUUUUAUAAACAGAUAAAUCUUUCUAAGAUAGUCCGGUAAAGAGACUAAAAAGCAGCUUUGUUCUUGGGGAGGGGGCAGGGGGAAUUCUAAUUUCUUCAUAUUUUUCAUGAAUAAGACCACUUGUGAGUCCAAACUUGCACAUCCCAUCAUUUAUGGAAAGUGCAGCAUUCCACUAGAAAUUUGGGAAGUACCAAGAUCCAAUUAGAAAUCGUACCAGGUUUUUAUUUAGUAAAUUAAACUCUCUACUAUUAAAAAGGGAAUGGGGUUAGAUGUCCCUUUUAAAGACUGGUAGAAAUGCUGCAAGAGAGAUGACAUUUGCUGGAUGGAAUGUUUCCAUGGAGUUUCGUAGUACUAUUACAUUACUCACAGCUCUCUGGAGCAAAACACAAGUGGUGAUGAGUAGUUUGUUCACAAAUUUAAUUAAUAUGUUCACCGCAGAUAAUGUUAUGGAAAACAUCUGCAAGAUAUCAGCAAAGCAUUAUCAUAUACAAAAUAAAUACUCUCUCUCCCUGGAUGCAGGGGGAAGCGGGGGUUGUUAAUAAAUUGCAACCUGUGUGUGUCAGUGUAUAUUUGUAUCUUUGUGUAGCCGCAUAUUUGUAUGUGGGCAUAUAUCCCAGCAUUCAGAUACAAACACACCCCUCAAUGCAAACGUCAACGCUACAUGCAAACACACUCCACCAAUCAAACGCCAACGCUACAUGCAAACACAGUCCACUAAUCAAACGCUAACACUACAUGCAAACACACUCCUCCAAUCAAACGCCAACGCUACGUGCAAACACACCCCUCCGAUCAAACGCCAACGCUACGUGCAAACACACCCCUCCGAUCAAACGCCAAUGCUACGUGCAAACACACCCCUCCGAUCAAACGCCAAACGCCGAAUGCUACGUGCAAACACACCCCUCCGAUGCUACGUGCAAACACAAUCAAGCGCCAACGCUACGUGCAAACACACCCCUCCGAUCAAACGCCAAUGCUACGUGCAAACACACCCCUCCGAUCAAACGCCAAUGCUACGUGCAAACACACCCCUCCGAUCAAACGCCAAUGCUACGUGCAAACACACCCCUCCAAUCAAACGCCAAUGCUACGUGCAAACAGACUCCACCAAUCAAACGCCAACGCUAUGUGCAAACACACCCCUCCAAUCAAACGCCAACGCUAGUGCAAACACACUUGACAAACUUACUGUGAUAUUUAUUAAUGGGCACCUGGUUUGCAUAUGCAUGUUUUAUCUUUUUCUGUGUAUGCACUGUAUUACUCCUAUUUUUAUUUUUGCUUGGGGUGUACUGCAGAAUUCUAGGAAGAAAAAGGUUGAGGUACACUGGUGUAUAUGAAUGAAUCUGUUUUUAACUUAUUCUUGUUAUUGCUUUCAAUUUAUUAGUAUCUAUACAGUAAAUACGCCUCAUUAUCUACAUAAAAAUUGAUUAUUUGCAUUGUACCCAAGUACUUCCUUUCCAUAUUACAUUAUGCAAUCUGAAUAUUCCUUUUGAUUUGGGGAUCUAAAAACCCUGGAUGUUUAAUCAGACUUCAGAUAGACUUGCUUAAACAAGAUUGCUUUAAUAUAAGGCUGGUGUUUUUAAGAGCCUAACCUCUAAAAGAGAGUAUCUGCAUACAUCCUCUCAUCGCUUUGCAAUGGGCACAAAUGUUCUCUUUAGCUGAUAUCACAGCCCUAACCGGCAUGAAACCUUUAUGCUACAUAAAUACUCCUGUUAUUAAAAAUGAACCAAGUGCAAUAAAAUAACCAAAAUAGUCCAAAAUCUCACUUGAGGUCCCUUAUUGAAUUUGUAUAUUUAAUAGAGGUGUAAUUGCUAUAUAGCUCAUACCCCAUUUUAUUUUAUUUUUUGACACUAUUUCUUUAACUUGCCAAACUAUUCUAUAAAACGGAAUGGCUGGCUGAUUUGAAGGAUAUUUUUUUUUAGUUUGGCCAUUUUUGGCUUAAAAUGUCAAAAUCACUUUGAAUUCUCGACCGCUUUAAAUGGGGUUCUCCAACUUACUUGACCAUUUCUGUUUUUUUAGAAGUUGUGUUAGAGCAGCAAUCUGUAUUUAAAGUGUUUCUGAUUGAAACGCUGCAUAGACCGACAAUCUGCAGUUUUUUAGCCCGGGUCCAGUUGCACCCUCUGGCACGCAUGACUUUGGCAGAAUUGUGUUUCAGGCUGCCUAAUGUUAAUUCUGUACAAAAAAUGUUGUCAGCGCACACAUUGUGCGUUGUGACAGAUGUUAUCAGCUUCUAUCCUUUUAGGCAAGGUUGUGCGUGUACCUGUAGUGAGAAGUCUCUCUGUAUCGAUCCUUCCCUACCUCCCCUCCUUGGCUCGGACCAUACACAUGCGCUGUUAGCCUAUAAAAUAAUUCCAAUCCAAUGUUCCUAUAUGAGAAGAAGCAGUGGUGCAGUGUGAUCAGGGAUGGAGCAUGGAAAGGAAUUGAGGAGAACUGGUUUGGUGCUUGAUUCAAUUAGCUUCUAGUGCUCAAUAGACCAUCAACAAUUAAAAAAAAAAAAAAAUUGUGAAAAGGGUUUGGAGUAACAUAAGUUGUUAAAGGGACACUCCAUGCACAAAAGCCAUUUCAUAUUAAUGUAGUGGUUUUGGUGCACAAACCAUGUGUUUCAUUUCUAAGGUCUUCACAUACAGCAUGACAACGCCAAACAGGUCCGAAGUGUCUCAUAAAGAAGUAUUUGACUUGAUGCUCCCUUACGAAGAAUAUUGCAUUAUUGAAGUGAUUCAUGUUCAUGUCCUUGGUGCUACUCUAUGAGAAUUCUUGGAUUGGAGCUUUCAGACAGAGCAGCUGUUCAGACUCUCAUUGGACUACAAGUAGUCCCCUCCCUCACCCCCACAAUCUUUAAAAGGAAGACUUUGAAUCUAAGUAAGAAAAGGAACACUUAAAGUUAAAAAUAUUUCUUUGUAACCUUGGGGUGUUCUUAUAAAAUAUCCACCGAGGGCACAGAAAAUUCUGGUCACCAUCAGAAUAAAUUCAGAAUGAACCCAGUGACUCUAAUUUAGAAAGUGUUGUCCUCUUUUCUUCAAUCCAAGUAGUGGGUAACUUAUUUUGUAGUCAAUACGAUUUUUAGUUAGGGCCACAAACACGCAGACAAAAACAAAUCUCAAAUCCUGUCCAGUUUGUAAGUCCCAAGUGUAUAUCCACACCACACCAAAAUCCCUAAUAUACUGUAUCAUAAUUAUAAAGAUAAUAAUUCAUAAUAUAUAAUAAUGUUUUCUAUUUAAAAGUAGUUUAAUUUUUAUUUUUUAUUUUUUUUAAUCUUGCCCAUACAUUGGUGUGCAAAUUACUUGAUAUCUUAUUAACUCCGUUUUAUAAUCAUGUGUUCAAUAUAUAAUUUCUUUUAUUUUAUUCACCCUCUUUUCUAGACUUGUUCUGGAGCGAGACAUACAUACUCACUAUCUGAGAAAAGGUUUACAGCAACUUUCAGAGGGAUAUGAGGUAACUGAACAAUGUCUAUGAAUAUGGUCUGUAGGUUUUUAUAAAUUGGCUUUUUUUCCCCCUCUAAGUAUUUGACUGGCAUCGCAAUCCAAUGAUCUACAGGGAGCCAGGAUGGUGGCAAUGUGUUUCGGGAUAGAGAUUUGUGCAGUGGUGUGGAUUUCUCAAUGUAACUUUUUUUUCAGACAUCACAAACACAUUACUUAAAUAUAUGGAAAGUAAACAUAAUAUAUUAAGCAUAAAGAAUAGUUAAAAUUCUCCUUCUUCCAAAAGUAAAUGCAUACCUCAAAAUUCUAACCGAUCUAAAUAAGUCUUAUUUAAAACUUGUUAAAGCAAACCAUCACUGCUGUGAGCCCCAAGUAGUAGCACGCUGUAGUUGCUGUGCAAACAAACAUUUUAAAGCCCGACUCCACUGUUCAAGUGUACGUUUAACCUUGGGUUGGGUCAAGUACUUCCAAAGCUUUAAACUGGUUGUAUAAUCUCAGGAUACGUAUUUAUGCUUUGAGAAACUAGGAUAGUGAGAGAGAGAAAUAUAUGUAUGGAUGGAGAUUAUAGAAUAUAUAUAUAUAUAUAUAUAUAUAUAUAUAUAUAUAUAUUUUUACCUUCAAUUUCACUUUUCAUCUGAUUAGCGGCAGUGGUACAGUACAGUACAGUUUUUGCCCACCAUAGAAGCUCUAUCUUUGUUUAUUCUCCCCCCUCCCUUGAUUCAAGCAUAUAUAUUUGGUAGUCCACAUUCUGUCCCAUAUUUUCAAUAGAUUUGCCUGAAGGGGUCUCAUGCAUGACUUUGACCAGUUUACUGGUGGAAUGGUAGAGGUUAACAAACCCAGGAUUCUAAUAAUUUGUCUUACAGAGUACCAUUUUGCUUUGCAAAAUUUUGGAUUUUCAGGUUUCAGUUUUACUUGUUUUUCUGUAGGAAGUAGAAGUUUGUUAGUCUAAAUGAAGUUGUUAUGGUGCUUUCUUACCUUAGAGGAACACCAUUGGUAUCAAAACAGUUAUAUAUUUUUUCGAUUUGACACGGUAUCAAAAACUUAAAAAAAAAUAAACAACAAGGGGAUAGUGUGCAAAAAAGCGUUUACAUACUUAAACCUAGAUUAGGAGCUCAAAACACUUGUGUGGGGUUAGCCUUUCUCCCCUCGCCAAAAUAAAAAUGCAGAUAUGUGAUAAACACCUAUAGAAAAUGGAGUGCUAAAAUGAGGUAUCUCACCCUUUAAUAACAGUGAUAUAUAGGCAGGAGAGAAGCAAAUGCCAAAACAAAAUAUAGUGCUGAUGGCAUGUCCACAAUUGAGGUAUAGCUCAAAUAACUAGGAACACUCGCAUGAAGCAGUGUCUGGCAACAAUAAGGCUAAUAUUGGCACAGGUAGCAACACACCUUUCUUCUAAUGAAACACCACAUUCAAAAGUGAGAAGGAAAAAAGGCAGUAAUAUGGCAGGUGUCUAAACCACUCCAAUAUAAAGAAACAAGCUGGAUGUGCUCACCUGGAUAAAAGCCAAAUAGGUCCUGGCUCUAGGUGGUAUAGACAUCUGCAUUGUGCCCACAAUAAUCUUGGCUAAUAUCUGUGAUUAGAUCUCAUAUUUCAGUUUAACAAAAUUGCUGUUUCUAAAGAUAGAUAUACAUGCAGAUGUAUGUACAAUUAGAAUACAGUGCAAAAGUUCAUUUAUUUCAGUAAUGCAACGUAAAAGGGGAAACUAAUAUAUGAAUAGACGCAUUACAUGCAAAGCAAGAUAGUUCAAGCCGUGAUUUGUCAUAAGUGCGAUGAUUAUGGCUUCCAGCUCAUGAAAACCCCAAAUCCACAAUCUCAGUAAAUUAAGUCAGCUGGAAAAUUAAGUCAGCAUCCCCAUAAAGCUCGUCUGCGGAUGGAAGCAUGAAGUGCUCCAAAAUCUCCUGGUAGACGGCUGCGUUGACCCUGGACUUAAUGAAGCACCGUGGACCAACACCAGCAGAUGACAUGGCUCCCCAAAUCAACACAGACUGUGGAAACUUCACACUGGACUUCAAGCGUCUUGCAGUGUGUGCCUCUUCAUUCUUCUUCCAGACUCUAGGUCUUUGGUUUCCAAAUGCGAUACAAAAGUUGCUCUCAUCAGAAAAGAGGACUUUGGACCACUGCGCAACAGACCAGGUCUGUUUUUCUUUAGCCCAGGUAAGACGCUUCUGACGUUGUUUGUUGUUCAGGAGCUGCUUGACAAGAGGAAUAAGACAUCUGAAGCCCAUGUCCAGGAUCCGUCUGUGUGUGGUGGCUCUUGAUGCACUGACUCCAGCCUCAGUCCACUUCUUGUGAAAGUCCCCAACACAUUUGAAUGGCCUUUUCCUGACGAUCCUCUCCAGGCUGCGGUCAUCCCUGCUGCUUGUGCAACUUUUUCUUCCACAUAAUUUUCUAUUAAUGUGCUUUGAUACAGCACUUUGGGAACAUCAAACUUCCUUCGCAAUUACCUUUUGAGGCUUUCCCUCCUUAUGGAGUGUGUCAAUGAGGGUUUUCUGCACAACUGUCAGGUCAGCAGUCUUCCCCAUGAUUGUUAUUCCUACUAAACCAGACUGAGAGACCAUGUAGAGGCUCAGAAACCCUUUGCAGGUGUUAUGGCUUACUUAGCUGAUUAGAGUGGGACAAUGUGAGCCUAGAAUAUUGCACCUUUUCACAAUAUUCUAAUUUACUGAGAUUGUGGAUUUGGGGUUGUCAUGAGCUGUUAGCCAUAAUCAUCGCACUUAUGACAAAUCACGGCUUGAACUAUGUUGCUUUGCAUGUAAUGCGUCUAUUCAUAUAUUAGUUUCCCCUUUUACGUUGCAUUACUGAAAUAAAUGAACUUUUGCACGAUAUUCUGAUUGUUCGAGUAUCGCCUGUAUGUAUGUAUGUAUAAAUGUGUUGGGUUUUUUGUUUGUUUGCUUUUUCCUUUAAACGUGGAUAAUCAUUUGUUGUUUCUUUCUAGUGUCUGGAUGCCAGCCGUCCUUGGCUCUGUUAUUGGAUUGUACAUAGUUUGGGUUUGCUAAAUGAACCAAUUCCUGAAUCUGUGGCAUCACAGUAAGUUCAUUAUUUCCUACUGCAGUGUUUUGUGUGUUAUGUAAAGGAAUACUUUACACACUUUAACUGCUAAAGAGUGGUCCAGGCACUCCUCCCUCUCAAUUAUAUGUAAUCAACUCAUUUUUAGAAAAGUUUGAUUUCUUGCAUGUGGUCUGCUGGAUGCUGCCCUCCCCCCCCCCCUCUUAUUGUAGUGCUUAGCUUAUUGGCUGAGAGCAAUGACUGGCUGUCAGGCUUGGCAUAGAGCGGAGAGCUUCCAGCUGCAGUAGAUGUAGGGAGUGGGGCACAGUAAAGUCUAGAUGAGAAGUUAAAUAGUUUUGUGGUGUCAGAGGUUUCCUUUAGCUAUGUGAGCACAGCACACCUGUCCAUAGGGAUGAACAAAAUAAACGUACUGAGCAGCAAACUAAGUUAUACAAAACACAAUCAGAGAGUGGGGCUGGACCGCUGGUCUUAUUGGAGGCCACCUAUCUUGGCUCCGGGCCUGAGCUCCUGGAAACCAACUGCUCGAAAGUUGGAUUAUUUGAUGGAACUGUAGGUAGUAUAACCUCCGCUCCAGUUUGAUACCCGUGAGUAACCAGUUGCAUACUGUGGGCCCAGAUACGGACAUCCUUAGCCUACUCACCACUACGACCCCGGACUUAUGUGGCUUUUGAGUGGGGUCCGGCAACACGAUGGUUUAAUCAGAUGAGAAAACCUGAUGGAAAGCGGACAAUAACAAUACACAAGAGAUUCCUACCUCAAUGGAGAGUUCUGCUGGCUUUGGGUGUUAAAACACUGAUGAGGCUUAUUCAUUAAAUGACAGAUUGCAGUGCAUUGAAACACAAAUUGGAGAUGAGGGUGAAGACUGCUAUAGCAGAGUUGUAUUUUAAUUUUAGUUUUUAUUUUUCUUCUCUCUUUUUCCUCCCUAAUUAGACAUUUUUGCACAGUUUUUACAAUUUGGUUUCAGUUCCUUGAAAUGUUAGUGUUAACAUAUACUGUAUUGGCUACAAUUCUGAUGUUUAAAUGCGAAUGCCUGCUUUAUGAGAAAUGUACAUUUUUUGUUGUAAGGUAUGAACUAUGGCGCUUACUGACUGUUUAGCUCUUUUUUUGUUAACAAGUGCCAUAGGUUCAAAACCAGCCAUCGUUACUGCUUAAUAAUUUCUAAUAAUCUGUUUUGUCUUUUCAAAUCGCAUGUCCCCAUUUUAAUAUGAACAAUUGAAUGCUGCAAAUCAUUUUAUUUCUGUGUGCAGUAUGCAAGCUGUUCACCCAUAAGCAAAACCUAUAAAACUGAAAUAAUGGCUCAUAUUGUUUAGUUUCCUGGGUCAAAGCUUGCUCACUGCAUCCUCAUAAAUGAAGAAAAGAUCCCUUUGUGUCUUUGAACGGGGGAGUACUAAAUACAAUAAUGUACAUUGAACAAUCUUUAGAUUAAGUCAUUAGCUGGACAUACAGUCCCUGAGUCCAAUUCAGUCUUCUGUUUUAGAUGAUGUCAGCGAUGUUACCACCCCAACGUUCUCCUAAAUGCUAGAAAGAGUCUGGUAGAAAGUGCGACAUAUGCAAUAUUAGAUAGGAGUGAGUUUUAAAUAAAUAAUAAUAAUAAAAAAUCUCUUUUAAAUAAAAGCCUUGUUUAAAAAAAAAAAAAUUACAAAAAAAAAGUAACAUUUAUUUUCUUUCUUUUUUGCUACAGCGUUUGCCAGUUUCUUGCACGAUGCCAAGAUGUGAAUGGAGGCUUUGCUGGGGGUCCUGGCCAACAACCCCAUCUUGCUCCCACAUAUGCCGCUGUUAACGCUCUGUGUAGCAUCGGAACAGAAGAGGCGUUUGAUGUAAUUAAUAGGUACAUGCAUAAUCAUUUUGCAACAAGAUGGAGAUCCUUUUUAUUAUUUAUAUAUAUAUAUAUAUAUAUAAAAACACUUUGUUGCUGCCAUAGUGUAGAGUGAUUCCACUGGCAUGAUUUGCAUUGCAGGAUUUUGUGUGCAGCAUCUCACAAUGCCAAGCAUUGCUCUUGUCUUAUUUGUAGCAUUGAGCUCUUUGGAAUUAAUGUUAUAAAAUUUAGUGAGCACAUUUGUUGGCCUAAACUAUAUUUUGCUAGAAGCAGGCAGGCUGUGACAGUAGUCAUAUGCUGCUUCACUGAAUAACCUCUUCCUGGAGUAACAAGUGAUCGUGUCUCAUUCUACAUUCUGCACUUGUGGCAUAGAUUUUGCAUUUUUUUUAUGACUGUCCUUACAGUUGAAAAAUGAUUUUCCAAUGUAUGCCUUUGUGUUUCCCCAGGGAAAAGCUUCAAGAUUUUUUGUAUUCAUUAAAAAAAACAGAUGGCUCUUUCAAUAUGCACCUUGGUGGAGAAGUUGAUGUCAGGUCAGUUCUAUAGUGUAAUAAAGACACAUUUAUAUAAUCUAGUUGAACUUAUUUUGACCAUGUAAAAGAGCACUUGAGGGACUCUUUCUUCCAGAUAUUAAUAAGUAGUAAUGGUUUCAGUUCUUCUAUUGAGUAGGAUGAUUGACAGGAGUACACUCUGUCAAUCUCUAGAUAUCUCUGGUCUGGGAGUGUUAGUUGAUGUAAGCUGCAGUGUUUAUGGUGCUUAAAGUAACCCUUUAAAUAUUUUCAAUCAAUGAACCACAUUUUUUUUUUAUUUUUUUUAUACAUUUCAUACUACUUGACCUAAAAUAUGUGCAACAUGUUCUAGAUAUUGAAUACUAUUAACGGUCAUUUGGCUCAUGUUAGUGGAGUGAUGUGUGCUAAAAUAUGGCUUUAUUUCAUUCUAGAAGUGCUUAUUGUGCUGCCUCUGUUGCAUCACUUACCAAUGUCCUCACUCCUGAUCUGUUUGACGGCACCGCUGAGUGGAUUGCAAGGUAGGAAUACAUUUCACGAGUUACUGUAACUUCCUCACUAGACAUGUGUAAACAAGCUAUUAGUGGAUUGUUGUUCACUGCAUUUUAUGUGGUUUGUUUGUGUAAAAUGUGCUUUUAAUUACUAAUGUCUGAAUAGACAAAACAUUGGCAGUUAUUCACCAAGAUGAGAAUUCACAGCAAACGUCAAAUUUAAAGCCAAAGCAGCCGUAGUGGAAGCAAACGCUGACUUAGAGAAUGUUUCCAGGUCUGGUAUUUUUACCUUGAAUUUGAAAUUCACUUUGCGUUGUCACUUUAGUUAAUAGCCCUGUAAAAUGUCUAUUGAUAAAAAGUUGAGAUAAAUAAAGCAAAACUUUCCGCUGCAUUCUUUAGCAAGUGGUUGAUCAAAUUACUCUAAUGUUCACUGUCUUUGCUGUCAGCUGAAUGCUAAGUGAAUUGUGCGGAGUGGAUCUUGGCUAUUUUCUAAUUAAUUUCAUUGCUGCUGUGAGACUUGUUUACAAUUCUGUUAUGGUGUAUUCAAUCUAAUGGAGCCAAGUUUCACUAGACAACGUGUGUGUGUGUGGCGCACACAGUGAAAGACACUCAGAGUAUUACACAGUUACAUAGCUAAAAAAAAAGACUUGCGUCCUGUGGGGAUAUUUAUGGGAUGAUAAUUUUAAGCAGUCGAGAAUUGCCCACUAUUUCAAUUCUCUUAGAUCUUAGAGAUCUUUUAUCAAAUAAGUGAAAAGUAUUCCAUCAAUAAUUCACAAUUUGUUAUAAAAAUAGAUUUAUUUUUAGUGUAACAAAUUAACAAAUAUUAGGCAUCAUGUAUGAUAUUAAUCAGUGAAUAUUUAGUAUAACAUAGUAUACAAUACAAUGGAAUGGCUAUACAUGUUCCAAAGCUAACAGCAUUUUCUGUCACUUAAGAUUUAUGAGGGUAUCCUUACAGACAAAAGUAAAGCUUUUCACAGCGAAGAACCAUAAAACCCUGGCUAACAGUUAAGUCAACUGAGUAACCCUUUCAAUGCUGGCUAGAUCCUCCUAGGCAUAUAAUAUCCUAUUUUCCUGUGAUUUUCAAUUAAAAUAACAUUUGAACCAGCUCAUUAGUCAUUUUCUGGAACCAUCCAAUAAGAAUAAUCUACCAGAUUCUAUAAGCAGAAUAUUUAUUUGCCUAAAAAGAUAUCUUAUCUUAAUUUAGAGCAAAUCAGUACACCUGGAUAAAAACAGCGGUAUGCUAACACGUGAUAAUAUCACAUUAAUAUAUAAUUAUUCUUAAUUCCACCUGCAGAAUGGAAUGUUUAUAACUAUAUAUUCUUUAGUUAACUAAGAUUUCUAAUAUGGAAAUCUGACCGUGAUUUAUCCAGUCAUAUAUCAUGCUAUUAGUAAAUUUUAAUUUGAAUUAAUUAAAUAAAACCAGCAUAAUUACCAGUUAUGUAGAUAUUCUCAUCAGAUGAAUAGGUAGUCCCAGAAACUUGAUUGGUUGUAUGGAAGUACGUGAGUGAUAGAAAAAGUAUUAGAGAGUUUAAGCAUUUAUGUGCAAGAGAGUUUAAGGGUAGAGUGUUAGUCCCAGAUAUUGUCCUGGAUUUCUCUGCAUGUCCGAGUUGGAGUCCAAACUUCCAAUUCCUCUCUCUGUCUCUCAACUCCAACCACCCUCUCUCUUCUCUUUACUUUUAAAGGGCCAGACUCUUUGUACGUCAUUAGUUGAUAACCCAAUAGGAAGCCGUAGGUGUGUCCAAUCUAUGGGUCGCAAUUUAGGUAUUUGAUCCAUAGAUGGCAGUCUCGUCUAACGAAACCUUCCUAUCCAGGAAAGAGUUAACUUUUCCUGAUGACUAUUUUGACAUCAUUUGGCUUAUCUAAAAUGACUACCAUAACUUAGAUUUGCUGUCAGUUCAAAGCGUUUGUGCCAGUCUUUGUGGCAACUACGUUGGUCGUAACUUGUAAAAUUGAUAGUUCUAAACUCAAUUUCACACCUUAUUUUACAAUGGUACCUUGUAAAAUUUAGAAAGUAAAAUGAAUUACUUAGUCUUCUCUGUCACUAGUGUUUGUGUUUAGAUAAUACAUUCCUUUAACAUUUAGACAGAGCAUUCCAUCCCCCUUGCUUAAUUGCUUAUCUUGGUUAGUAAAAGUAAGAAGAAACUAUGUCUCUGCUAUCCUGAAAAUAGCAAAAUGGAGUCUGCUUUGUUCUGAGUGACUUGGGCAAUAUACACUUUUAAUUUCUUUUUAGCACAAAAUGUCUGUUGAUAUAAAUAUUCUGACAGUCCAUCAAGUUCCGCCUUCCUCGCAUAUGUUUUUGCUGUUGAUCCAAAAGAAGGCAAAAAACCUAGUCUGUAGCGCUUCCAAUUUUGCAACAAACUAGGAAUACAUUCUUUCUUGACCCCAAAAUAGCAGUCCGAUGUCUCCUUGGAUCAUACAGCGAUUACCCCACUAAUUAGAAAUUAUAUCCAUAUAAUCUAUAUGGACUAACAUCUAUAUGGACUCUGAUAAAACCACCUCUCCAGGCAGAGAAUUCCAUAUCCUUAUUGUUCUUACUGAAAAAAAAAAAACUUUUUCUUUGCAUUAGAUGAAAUCCCCUUUCUUCCAGCCUAAAUGUGUGACCUUGUGUCCUAUGUAUAGCCCUGUUUAUGAAUAGAUUUCCAGAUAAUGGUUUGUACUGGCCCCGAAUAUAUUUCUAUAAUGUUAUCAUAUAUCCUCUGAGGUGCCGUUUUUCCAAACUAAGAGAUUUACAUUUUUAAACCUUUCUUCAUAACUAAAAUGCUCCAUUCCUUUUAUCAAUUUUGUAGCUCAUCUCUGCACUUUUUCUAGUAUGCCAGUAUGUACAAUGAAUUGGUGAAUUAAACAAUACCCUAUAUAGAUUCCUCUCAAAAUGUAGCUGAAAGAGAGAAUUACUAAUAUAAGGUAGGUAGUACAGUUGGAAUACAAUAUAAGGUGCACAUAAUAAAUAAAUAAAUAUAUAUAUAUAUAUAUAUAUAUAUAUAUAUAUAUAUAUAUAUAUAUAUAUAUAUAUAUAUAUAUAUAUAUAUAUAUAUAUAUAUAUUUUAAACUGUACUACCUACCCUAUAUUAGUAAUUCUUUCUUUCAGAUACAUUUGAGAGGAAUCUAUACAGGGUAUUGUUUAAUUCACUAAGUCACUGUACAUAAUCUGUGAGUGUGUUUCACUUUGUGCGCCACACACUAUAUAUACACUUUGUCUUUUGCUUUCAAGGUGAAAUUAAGAGAUUGCAUGCACAUUUGUUUAGCACCAAUCUGUAUCAUUGCACUGAAUUUUUGGAUAUUUGAACCAAAUUUCACUGCGAGAGUAAGAUUUAGGGAUUAUUUAUGGUUUAGAUGUAGUUACAUGGUUGGGGGUAACAUUACAGUGCCUGAGGGUUACAAGGCAUUGAGUUAUGGGUGACAGUCGCCCUACUCUGUUUUGGGGAUUAGACUUUGUUAAACUGCUCAUUAAGCAAUUUGCUUUUUGUAUUGCAAAUGGUUGAAAUCUUUAACUUUCUUGCAGGUGUCAGAAUUGGGAGGGUGGCAUUGGAGGUGUUCCGGGCUUGGAAGCCCAUGGCGGGUACACUUUUUGCGGCCUGUCUGCUUUGGUCAUUUUGAACAGAGUACACCUUUUGGAUCUGAAGAGCAUGCUGGUAAGUGAUGGGAAUAGUUGCUUUUACCAUUGUCAUAGUAUUUAUACCUUGAUAAAUAUUUGGGUUUGUGUUUUUUUUAAAGUGUGUUGGACUACCAAGAAUUAGGGGAAGUAGAGUCCUUCAAUACCCUUAAACAUAUACAUACAGAGUUAUGAAAUAAAGUGAGAAUUAAAAGAUAAUUACAAAUGUAAAGCCAGAAAAGUCAUACCGGAAGCAUAGCUAAUCUAGAGAAUUUUUUAGUUCAGCUAUUGACUUCUCACUUGCAUAACGCUGCCAGAAACUCUCCCUCUACUAUACCCAUCCACAUAUCACUCUAAGUGAAUUAAAAAGUAGACUGUCAAACUAUACAGUGUCACAUCUCAGUAUACCCAUGUCACUGAUCCAGUUUGUCCCAUCUUCAUGUCUCCUUUAUUUUUGCUUCCAACUUGCUUAACUGCAUUCAAUACUUAAAAAAUAAAAAAAUGAUUUUUUAUUUUUUUAAAAAUCCCCCACCCCUCCCCCACUUUUUUGUGUGUUUACAAUCCAUAUGUAAACGUACACAAUGAUGCACAAUGUGAAUCAUUAUAUUAUGGAUAUGUUGAGAGUAUAAAGAGGAUAUUGGUUUCCCAUAAUGCAUGUCUUAUUGCGUUUAUAAAUUCUAUUCUAUUCUUUUUACAUUAUGUAAUAAGAAUGUGUCCCAGGUUGGGGCAUUGCAAAAAAAAAAAGUUGGUCCUCAGGGUAGUGCAGCUCCAUAGUGUAACUUAACAUUCCCAGAGUGGAAUAUGUCCUUUUUCUUAGGGACCCCAGACUGCACAGAUCCAUGAAGUGGGAUUAUAAAAUGAUUGCCUGUUACACACACUCCACUGUCCAAAUAAAAAAUAAACUGUUAAUAUGCAUGUUUUUAUUGGAGUUAUGUCUAGAAAAACAAGAUCUGCAGCUUUUGUACGCUGUUUUAACCCUGUCCAGUGAGACUUCCAAAUGCAGCUCAACGAGAAGUGUGUGCAAGAUAACUUGUCUUCCCCAUUGAGUUUAACAACCAGAUCGGGUGUUUGGCACAUUUUAUAAAAAUCACAUUGUUGCAUACCUAGCUGUCAAUUUCUAUUGAAAUUUGCAGUUUUUUGUAAAAUGAAAAAGAGGGCACACUAUUCACACAUAUAGCACUUUAGCAAGCUAGAGUAAUUUGGAGUGUCCCUUUUAAAUAGGCAGAUCAUGGAAUAGCAUUAAAAGAAUUCACAAACCUUUCUAAUGAUAUGGACAGUUGCACAGCAAAUUAUAAGAUAUUGAGGUUUUCUUAAAGUUGAACAUGUGCCUUUAUUCCAGCUACUAUGUGUUGCCCUGGAGUCUAUCAAGCCUGAUCCUUGAGGGAGUCCUUUUUAAAAUGGAAACCUUGCCAGGUCAACCCAUCGUGGCUGAAAGCAAGGCAAAUUUUUGAAGCGGUGGUACAAGAGGUUCUCUACACCAUCUGAUUUCUACUUCUGCAAGGAACUAUGCUAAAUUUGUGAACAAUGCACAUUAGCCAGUGCAGAACUUAGGUUGCGGGUAGCUAAUGACGCUACAGUGACCUGGCAGGGGGUGGAGUUACACCUCCAGGAUUAGUGUGGUUAAACUCCUGUAUGUGCAGCUCCACCAAAGUGGUCUUGAUGCUCAGAGUAACCUUUUAACCCUACAUAACUAUUUAUGCUUCAACUAGGUGUGUCCCAGCUCAUUAUUGAUCAUUGUAUGCUUUCUCUAUGGUGACACCCAUGUUUCUAUUUCACCUCCUCAUUUGCAGGCGUACGUUGGCUUUGCUUUGUCUUAACUGGAUUGUUUUGUCUUCUGCUAAAUAUUUAAAAGGAACACUAUAAUGUUAGCAAUAAAACCAUGUAUUCUUAACACUAUAGUCCUGGAGUGGCUGGUUAGGCAGCACUGCACUAAUCAGCAUCUCUUCUUAGAAAUGCAUUCAGCACACACUGCAGCACUAGUCUAGGAAGCACCUCACAAGGCCAUCAAUGUAAACACUAUUUCUCUAAAAAAAAAAAAAGGCUGAGCCUUCAGGGACAGGCUAUAGACACCAGAACCACUACGUUAAGCUGUUGUAGUAAUGAUGAUGAUAGUAUCCCUUUUAAAAGAAAACCGCUCCUCAUGAAAAAAAUUGUCAACAAGUUAUAGAAGAUUUUCAACGUUUAUUAAAACGGUGUAAAUGCCAGAGAAGAACCAGUUCAUCUUUAAACCUCUCUUGAUGGGAUGUGAAAGGUGAGGACCCACCACCCUUAUCAAUAUAACUUUUUUUGCUCGCUCUCUCUCUCCCCCCCUCCCGUUCUGUAUAGCGAUGGGUUGCAUUCCGACAAAUGAGGUUUGAAGGUGGAUUCCAAGGCCGCUGCAAUAAGCUUGUUGAUGGCUGUUACUCUUUCUGGCAAGCUGGGUUAAUGCCUCUACUUCAUAGAAGCUUACACUCUGAAGGUAACUAUGUUUACAAAAGAUCUUUUCUAAAAUAUAUUUUACAGCCUUAAACACAGAGACUUACUGGGACCAACUUUUGUUCUUUUUCUCACAGCGGAUCCUGCCCUCAGUCUCACCAACUGGAUGUUUGAUCAGCAAGCAAUGCAAGAAUAUCUUCUCUUGUGCUGUCAGGCCCCAACAGGGGGAUUACUGGAUAAGCCUGGAAAGUAAGUCACUCAAAUUCUAAAGGUUUCUUGUUCUAGUUUCCUAUAUUACCACUGUCCCCCUAACAAAUAGUGUGAGCUACUAGAAAAUAGGGCAGCAGUGUUUGUAAAACUGCUGCACACAGCCUGGAAACAUUUAGCUGUUCUUUGUAUAAAGAGCCAAUCUUUGAGAAGUCAAAGCCCAAAACCAUGGGGACAUGAUUUAAAAGGGAUAUUCUAAGCACCAAAAACACUUCAGCUUAAUGAAGUGGUUUUGGUGUAUAGAUCACACCCUUGCAGUCUCACUAAUCCGUUAUCUGCCUUUUUUUGUUUGUUUAUGGAGCCCUAGUCAUACCUCCUAUGUUUGUACAUCCCUUAUUGCACACAUAUAAGCAUUUAGCUCCUGCUUUUUGAAUUACCUAUUAGAACAUAACGUAUCCUCCUGUGUGAUUAAAGUAAUAGAUGAAUACAGGAACUUCUAACCUAAACACACAAGUCUAUCAUAACUAAUUUCACGGAGGCUGCCACAGCCAGGGUAGGUGUGGCUAGGUCUCCAUUAAAGUGACAACACCAAACUUAGACUGCCAGGGCAUUACCAAAACUGCUUCAUUAAGCUAAAGUUGUUUUUGUGCUUAGAGUAUCCCUUUAAAGGACAACUGAACAGACCUUCACUUCUCAUUUAAAAGCUUAUCAAUUAACUUUUUUUUAAAUCACAAUUUUAAUAAAUGUGACUCUGUGGUUAUCUGACAGACCCGGUCAAUCUAGCUUGUCUGAUGCUGCCUCCACCAUAGUAGAUUUUGACAACAAUCGUGAUGGAUAAUGUGUAUAUUGUCUUAAUAGGGAUCUGAUUAAAUUUCACUGUCAGAGCCAUGCUUCUUACUUGCUCUCUCGGCAUUCUUUUCUCACUUCUAUUUAAUUAUUCCCUUCACUAUCUUUUUGAGCAGCCUUGAAAGGAAGUGACACACAAAUAGAACGAGAGAGCAUAUAAGCAGCAUGGCUCUGAAAGUUUAAACUGCUACAUAGGGUCCAAGAGAGCACUCCUGUACUGAAGGGUUCCCAAUGUGCUGCCUCCUUACAGACUGAAACAACUGUGUGCGCACGGAUCCCUUCCAUAUAUGUAGCAUUUUCAUUUCAGAGUCCUGCUGCCUAAUCUUUCUCGCAUUCUCUCCCUGUGCAACUCAAACUUGUAUAAAUGGGCAGAGGUGAGCCAGUACUAGCAUGGCUGGAAAACUGCUUAAUGAACAGAGAGAACACUCCUAUAUUGAUCUGCUCUCUACCCAGUUUGUUCCUAGGCUCAGUCAGAAGGGAGCAGACUGGAAACAAACAAAUUUAAUGGAUAAUUCAAUUACAGUUUUAAAAUAGAUGAAACUGGAGGAGGAGAAAGAGUAAGCAGAGAUACACACUAACAGGUCUGCCCUGCAGCAAUAAAGUACGUACAGAGCCGUGAUGUCAUUGCACUGUGUGACAUGCAGAAUCAGGCAUUCUAGAUUGACCAGCUGUCAAUUGGAAAACAGCAGAAUCUGACCAGAUAUAGCAGUGUAUCCAGAUAAAGUGAGAUUCAUCCAAAUAAAUGUAAAAUUAAGCUUAAUCAAUAAAGUAAAAAAUUGACAGUUAACAGUAACGUUGCAGUAUUUAAAAAGUUACUCCACAAGCCAGUCCUCACAACCCAGCAACAGUCCAGGUUUGGUCAGUAUCUCCACUGGAGUAAAAAAAAGAAAAUGCAUAAAUCCUGGAUUGUUGGUUGGCCAUGAGGACUGGUUUGGGAACCACUGGGUUACUCUAACCACCAUGACCACUUCAGUGACUUGACGUGUUCAUGGUGGUAGGAGUCAGUAUGUGCAGGGUUGCUGCUUAAAACAUUGUACAUACAGAGGUAGUUGCACUCCCAGCACACAUGACUUGGGCAGCCAGGAUCUCAUGUUCCAGUCAAUUCUGUGCAUAAUAUACAUCUUGUUAGCGCACAAUGCAUGCUGACUGCAAGGGAAAGAUUUCCACGUCUGUCAGAGUGCCUCACUUUCUGUAAGUAUAAAUGUGUGAAUGUUUAAGGAUGUAUUUGUAGAAGAGUCUUAACAGGAUUUCAAUUUUGUUUCCUCUCGCUAUCUUUUAGAUCCCGUGAUUUUUACCAUACCUGCUACUGUCUGAGUGGACUGUCAAUAGCACAGCAUUUUGGUGGCGGUGAUAUCCUACAUGAAAUCAUAACCGGAAUCAAAGAAAAUAGAUUGGUAAGGAAAUAAUUAAGGCCUUAAAUGGGGCACUCUAACUUUAAAACAAGCAUAAUGAAGUGGUGUAUAGAUCAUAUCCCUGCAGACUCGCUGUUCAAUUCUCUGCCAUUUAGCAAUUAAAUCCAUUUAUUUAUGCAGCCUAGCCACACCAUCAUUGGCUGUGACUCGUACAGCCUCUCAACACUUCCGGAAACGUUUUGUUUUUUUAAUCUCCCCUUAAUGCAGUAUUUUUAUUUAGAAUUUCUCAUCUCCUUUUGUAAUCAGCAGCACAACAGGCUCUGUUUUUGUUUUAAUGUUGUAGGAGAUAAGAAUUUCUAUAAACAAAUGCUUAAACCAUCGGAUUUGAAAAUUAAACUCCACACGCAGGCUGUGCGGCUAAGGCUGCAUAAAUAGAAUUAAAAGUGAUGCAACUCCUAAAUGGCAGAAAAUUAAGUUGGGCUUUUUAAUGGAAAUGGGUACCUAUGGCAUCUGCCACACAGAACACGUUUUAUUAAAAAGAAACAACCUUAAAUAAUCAAGUAGUUAAAUAGUUUAACACCCCAAAAUUCUCUGCAUUGAGCUGACAAGUCAGGCUAAAAAGUUUCUCCACUUCUAUAGAAGGGGGACAUGGGAGUAUUCCUAGCACCGUAAACACAACUUACUGUAGCUCUAAAACUAGUUCCGAGGGAACAACAACCCCUUGAGCCAUCAUCCCAAUAAAAGAUAACAAAAUUAUUAGUGUCCCUUUUAAAAAAAAUAAAAUGAUAUGCAACCUAAGUACAAUAACUACUACAGCACAUUGUAGUGGUUAUGGAGAAGAUUCUCUAGGGUCAGCAGCAGGUAGGGUGGUUAGAGUGCACUGUCCCAAGAUCGAUAGUUCCUGCAAAAGGGGGAGAUGUUAUAAGUGAACUUUAAACUGCAGAUUUACUAAAGCUCAAAGUGGGUACUAUGGCCCUUGACUUUCUGUUGGACAUGAUUAGCUCACAUUGUGCUUAUAGUCUUUGUUACUGUAAUGGUUAAAGAUCCAGUAUCAAAUUAGUGUUUCACUCGUACAUAUUUAAAGCAGAAUAUUUAGGUUUACUGAAAUUCUCUUUACUUUUAACAGAAUCACACUCACCCUGUGUAUAACGUUAGCCCGGAUAAAGUUGCUGGAGCCAUAAUGCACUUCAGACAGAAGGAAGUUCCACAAACCUCCAGGAAAAACUAGCACGAUCUAAAGGAGAGACCACCCCUCCCCCACAGGCCUACAUAUUAUUACAUGGAAAGCCAUGAUCAGAUUCCGAAUGUGCUGAAUAGCAUUAACUUUGUACUUUAGGUUCUGCUGACCAACUAAAUACGUAUCACCACUCCAAUGCUAAUUUAAUACAAGGUAACUAAUUUCUGUCACAUGUCCGUAAUGAGUAGUGUGACUUGCAAAGAAAAAGGGCUAUGGACUGGAUCAAUGUGUAUAGGAAUAUGUAUUGAUCCUCCUCAACUUGUAGUUUUACCAUCAGUCUCAAACGCUAACUAAAUACUACUUGCCUAUAUUUGUAACUUAUUUAUGUUCUGUUCAAAGCGGCUGAAUGCUAUCGCUAUUGGACAAAUGCUACAUGUAGAUAUUCCAGUGGGCAAUGUACAGCUACAAGAUAUGUUCUUAAAAAGUAAUUCUAUCCCAAUCUGCUGUGAGUGAUGUAUGGCUUCUAUAAAACUACCUGCCUAACAGAAAACCCCAGUAUUAAUUUAACACAGUCUGGGUAGGGGAGUUUAAUGUUCCUUAACAUAAUGGCAUAUUUAAGCUUGCUUUUAUAUGUAUACUAUGUAUUAAACAGUAUUUUAAAGGCACGGUGUUUGCUCACACGGUUAGAGGCUACUGUGUAGCUUUAAAAAGAACUAACUUACAUUGGAAUUUAACGAGCGAUUGCGAAAUGCGGAAAUGAAAUUGGCAUUCAGUAAACUACAGAUUCUGCUAACAUGUUGAAUAAAGUAGUAUUGCAUAGCAGUUUGUUGGAGAUGUGUACAUCUAACUGGGGGUUGGGGAUAGAUAAUUACUAAAUUCUUAUACCCCUAACUUGUAUUUAAUAAAAGGAUUUCUUUUUCUACAAUACUGUAUGGGUGAGGUUUAUCAUUUCAUUCACACAGCUGUAUUUAAAAAAAUUAAAAAUAAAACACUGGCAAAAUUGAAUACUUAAGAAAAAUAUUUAUUCAUACGGAGUCUAAAAAUUGGCAAUUUAUUAAACAUCAAUAUCGGGUUUAACACUUAAAAUUCAUUGAUUGCUUAGGAUAACCAGCUUGAUCCUUUUUGCCAAGAGAAAUGUAUUCCCCCCCCACCCGUACCCUUUUCAGGAAUGUAUAAUAAAAAGGAAUAAAAAAAAAAAUAGAAUAUCUUCUUUGUAAAGAGGAACCAAGCUGCAGUUUUUGAUUGUAAAACAUUUUCAAAAUGUAUGCUCACAGUCUCAGAAUAAAAAAAAAAGUAACCUAAAACUUACAGUACUUUAGUCUCAAGAGAUGAAAAUGUCCUGAAUUUUUAAACUCAAUGUUUUUCUUCAAAUGAACAAAAACUUGCCGUUUCCCACUCCUUGGAUGUUGACUAAACGAGAAUCUUGUAGUAAUCGUCUCUGUAACUGUACAACACCAGCACUGGCACUCUGUAAAGACGUGUAGAUUAAUUAGUG